This is a messenger RNA of Ylistrum balloti, 5134 nucleotides long. RefSeq names its product cartilage oligomeric matrix protein-like. The record is from RefSeq and is a predicted model, not a curated record. Gene Ontology annotation, cellular component: extracellular region. The transcript is spliced from 24 exons. Gene Ontology annotation, molecular function: calcium ion binding. Lineage: Eukaryota; Metazoa; Mollusca; Bivalvia; Pectinida; Pectinidae. Bases 8 to 3472 code for a protein of 1154 amino acids. Gene Ontology annotation, biological process: cell adhesion.
CACAAAUAUGACGGGUUUCGUCCUCCUGCAGUGUUUUUUCCUUGGAUUUGUCAUCUCAGUUUUUGCGCAAGUUCGCCAAGUGACGGACGAGAACACCGGUCCAGCCUUUAUUCUUAACUCUGACUUGUAUUUGUCCGGAAUAGUGAAGAGUCAAGAUGGAUUGUUCGGGAUUUUCCGGGCGGAAAACAGUCAGCUCGGUACAAAUCUGGUCGUUUACGUCAACUUCAUUUCAAACGAAGUGGUCAUUCGAAUGCGCUCCAGAGACGGUCGGACUUAUAAGUUAACGUUUCCGGUUCGAGAAUUACAACAACUUGAUGCCUUCCGGUUAAUUAUACAUCUGAGCAAAUUGGGGUCUACAUCAAAUGGUAUAGCACUUUAUAUCAACUGUGAACCUAUCGCGCGAGACAAUACAGAAGUUCCAUUAAGGGAAGGACUGCUUGGAGAACCUACCAUCACAAAAGACGACGCUUUUAACCUCUACACAAGCCCAUCUGUUGAGGCCGUUUUUGACAACCAGGGCUGUGACGUCGAGCCAGAUCGGACACUCGCCUUACCUACACACACGGUCACGAACAACAUUCCAAACGAAGUCCCACUACGCCCCCCACCUGUCAGCUAUGACAAUGAUGGCGACCGACUGACACGUGAUCGGACCAGAUAUAACGAAGUUCCGGUGGCAGUUCCGCAUAUUUCGACAGAUUACCAUCAGUUUCAGUCUUUGGCGACUACCAUGCGGGACUUAAGUUAUUCAGUCCGCCAACUCCAGAGGGAGAUUCAAAUGCAGACGAGAGAGACCCGCCAUCUACGAGAGACCCUGCGCCAAUGUCACAUGUGUCGUAGUCCCACCACAGUAAUGUCGGAACAGGACAGACGUAGAGAAAUUCCGCUUCCACCAGAACGAACAUGCGCAUUAAACCCUUGUUUCCGAGGCGUACGAUGUGUAGAUUCAUCACGUGGCUUCCGUUGCGGUGCUUGUCCAAGAGGGUAUCUUGGGAAUGGUGUGCGGUGUGAACUUCCGCCUACCUGCGCCAUCAAGCCUUGUUUCGAAGGGGUUGCAUGUGAAGAUACACGGGCUGGAUAUAAAUGUGGCCCAUGUCCCCCGGGAAUGACUGGAGACGGUCGGAGAGGUAGCUGCCGCGUUAUCAGAAUUGGUUGUGAAACAAAACCUUGUUUCCGUGGAGUGCCGUGCACAGACACACGCGAGGGGUUCCGAUGUCACUCCUGUCCACCUGGUAUGACUGGUGACGGACGGAAGGGAAAUUGUCACGUGGUCAGGAUAGGAUGUGAAACCAAUCCGUGUUUUGAUGGAGUAGAGUGUACCGACACCCUCGAAGGGUUCAGCUGUGCUCCCUGUCCACCAGGUAUGACAGGAGACGGUUUGAGGGGCGGAUGUCUGAUAAUGAGAAUUGGAUGUGACGUUGAUCCUUGUUUCCCAGGGGUCCCGUGCACCGAUACCGAAGAGGGAUUCCUAUGCGAAAACUGUCCAAUUGGUUUCCAGGGCAACGGAACGGUUUGCACAAACGUGAAUGAGUGUGAACACCAUAAUCCGUGUUCAGAUAUAACUGAAUGCAUUGACACGGUCCCUGGCUUCGAGUGUUCUGAAUGUCCACCAGGUUACAUUGGGAAUGAUGUCGGGGGUUUCGGCGUAGAAAUGGCACUAAAUCAGACCCAGGUGUGUGAGGAUAUUGAUGAAUGUGUGACCCUUGACGAGUUAUCCGGUGGGUGUGCACAAAAUUCUGUUUGUGUCAACACUGUGGGAAGCUUUGUAUGUGGUGAUUGUGUGGAUGGUUACGUUGGCAAUCAGACGUUCGGAUGUCGUAAAAUAGGCACACAGUGUCCAGAUGGAGUUUCCGAAUGUGACAUCAAUGCACGUUGUAUCCUACGCAGAGGAAUAAAAGGCUUUAUCUGUCAGUGCAGUAUCGGUUAUGCCGGUAACGGAUUUGUAUGCGGGAAGGAUUCAGAUGUUGACAGCUGGCCUGACGACACAAUAGAUUGUACCAGCGCCAGGUGUAAGAAGGACAAUUGUCCAGAUAUCCCAAAUAGCGGUCAGGAGGACACGGACUCUGACGGUAUUGGCGAUGCGUGCGACGUUGAUAUCGACAACGAUGGCAUCAUCAAUUCUCCGGAUAACUGCCCGUAUGUUGCAAACCCCAGUCAGGCUGAUGAUGACACCUCUGACAUACAAGGUGAUGCUUGCGACAAUUGUCCGCGAGUUCCAAAUCCCGACCAAAAGGACACUGAUGAGGACGGAAUUGGUGACAUGUGUGACCCAGACAAGGACAACGAUGGGGUUUUCAACAAUGAAGACAACUGUGAGUAUGAAGUCAAUCCCGACCAGCUGGAUAGUGAUGGAGAUCAGUACGGAGAUGCUUGUGACAAUUGUCCAUCCGUCCCUAACCCAGGUCAGAUUGAUUCUGACAACGACCUCAUCGGCGACCUUUGUGAUUCUAACGACGAUGAUGACCAGGAUGGUGUACAGAAUACAGACGAUAACUGCCCGGAUGUAGCUAACUCUGAUCAGGCAGACACGGACAAAGACGGCAUGGGAAAUGCGUGUGACAAUGAUGACGACAAUGAUGGCGUACUAGAUGAGGACGACAACUGCCCCCUGGUGGCCAAUUCCGACCAAGCUGAUUUUGAUGACGAUUUUAUUGGUGACGCGUGUAUGGAAGAUAGUGACGGAGACGGAUACCCGGAUGCAGAAGAUGUCUGCCCUGACAACGGAGAGAUCCAUUCAACCGACUUCCGGGCCUUCCACACUAUCAUAUUGGACCCCGUGGGAGACUCACAGAUAGACCCCAACUGGGUGAUCCUCAAUGAGGGAGCAGAGAUUGUUCAGACCAUGAACAGCGACCCUGGGAUAGCCGUCAGUUACACAAAAUUUAGUGGGGUCGACUUCAGUGGAACGUUUUUUAUCAACUCGGAAGUAGACGAUGAUUAUGCCGGAUUUAUAUUCAGUUACCAAGACAACGCCCACUUCUAUGUUGUCAUGUGGAAGAAAGCUACCCAGACUUACUGGCACCCAACCCCAUUCAGGGCGGUAGCGGAGCCAGGAAUACAACUCAAACUUGUCAAAUCGGUGACGGGGCCGGGCGAAUUUCUACGUAAUGCACUCUGGCACACUGGCGAUACAACAAACCAGACAAAACUCCUGUGGGUUGAUCCCCGUAACAUUGGAUGGAAGGAAAAAACUGCCUACCGCUGGGAGCUCAUCCAUCGUCCGGAAAUUGGACUUAUACGGGUGUUGUUCUUCGAGGAGGCGAGUUUGGUAGCCGACUCCGGAAAUAUAUUCGACAACACCUUGCGUGGUGGCAAGCUUGGAGUGUUCUGUUUCUCACAGGAAAUGGUCAUCUGGUCUGACCUGGUGUACCGAUGUAACGAAUAUGUGCCGGAUGCACUGCUGAAUGAAGGGGCGGAUCCGCUGGAACCGGGAACCGAUCUGGAUGAGGAACUCAAAAAGGCAGAUACGUAAAGCGGAAGUAGCUUUGUCGCCAUUUUGGUGUCAUUGAAUUAAACAAUGUGGUGUCUGGAGUUGGUUUCAAAAUCGCCUGGCACGUAACCUGAGGCAAACGUUUGCCUUGAAAGCUGAUAUAAGUAAUAAGAAUUGACACUUGAAGGGCAACUCCUGUUUGUUUAAUUAAUUACGUUUUUUAAGCUUUUCGCUGAGUUCAUAGUUUGAAGGUGUCUUGUGUUUGGAAGAACAGUUAGUAAGAAAGCGAAUUGCUUAUUUGAUAUGUAAAUAUAUAAAACCUCUAUUAUCUGUAUAUAAAUGAGUUUUGAAAAUCAACUUUACUGAGACCCUGUAUUUCAUAUUUACUGCUUUCAGAUAUGAAUCGGGUCAGUAUAUGUUAUUAUUCUUUUUCAUCUAAAUUCUGUGUUAGAAUUAAAGUGCAUGCUUCAUCCACUUAUUUUUGUCAGUGUUAAGGUGUUAUGCUACACUUUCAUUUAAGAUAUUUGAAGACGAGAUUCAUUUCUGCCUUUCAUGAUUAACAUAACCAGAAAACACUUUGAAAUACAUUAACUGAUUGGUGUAUGACGUUUACAUCUUUUUUUUUUGGGUGAUAACAACUUAUCUAUGAACGAUGUUUUUUUUAAAACGAUUUGAUCAGGAAAUUUCCGCACCAAUAUUGAUCUGGAGGUUGAUAAGAUGAAAUCUUUUAUGCAUUUAAUCAUAUGUUAAUAUCAACUUUUGGCUUAAAAGGCACUCUUAGUUGUUUAUAAUUGCUGGGGAUUGUUGUUCGAAUGAUACAUUUUCAAUAAUAUUACUUUUAUUUUUCAUUUACAUAAAAUUUGUUUGUAAUUGUGCGUGUCCAAACACUUUAUAUAUGGUGAAGAAUUUAACAGCAUGCGGCAAAUUUUUAUAGGCAGGCGAGGUCCAAUUUGAUUUUGGCUUCUAUAGAGUUAUCACCAUCUGUUACACAUAGCAAGACAAUUUCGUCACCAUUUAUAUUUAACUAAAACACCAUAUUUAACUAAACACACCAUAUUAGGAGUGCUGAUUAAAGAAUUUACUUUUUAUUUUGUAGUUUGAGGUCAGCUAGUUCAAACGAAAUAUCAGUGACACAUUCGGAACAACUCAUUUCGUAUCGUAUCUUACAAUGACAAUGAACAUACAUGUAAAAUAAACCGUGAAAUAAGAAGUGAUUUUCUGUCAGAGUCGAAAAAGUUAGAAAAUGUGUAUAAAUUGACUGUUCAACUUAUAUUAUUGUAGAGCUUUUUUCAUGAUGAUUUUAUCACUCAGAUUUUCGGAGAUAUAUACAUCGUCUCGAGGUAAUUUCAAACGAUCUUUUAAUGUUAAUGAUAUAGAAAUAUUAUUCUUAUUUCCAACAGAAAUUUAAUGGCUGAGAGGACACGUCACGUGACGUCCUUUGUCCACAUGAAAUGUAAGGUUUUAAUACAGAUAUUUAAUAGUGUGUUUAUAAUAUCAGUUCUUGUCAUUAAUUUCGUUUCAGCUUAUGAAUUCCCAACACUAUAGAACAAAAAAAACCGUAAAACGAAAUGUUAAAACUCCAGAACAAUCCGAUUUCAACACAUAGUUCAACAGUUUGUAAUUUAAAAUUUAAUGGAUGUCUCAUUUUGUCAAAUUGAUUAUUCAUUUGUGUUGUGUAAAAGGGAUUUUUAUGUUUAAUAAAAA